Messenger RNA from Closterium sp. NIES-67, 862 nucleotides. The record is from the annotation of a GenBank genome assembly. NCBI's taxonomy places the organism in Eukaryota, Viridiplantae, Streptophyta, Zygnematophyceae, Desmidiales, Closteriaceae.
UGCUCUAUCUCUAAAUGCGCGCGUCGUCGCGUUACUUCCGCCAUGGAUAAAGAGGUGGAGGCCCAACGACCCAACGUCCCAGGAGCUGUUUCACGCUCAAGAAAUGGGAUUGUUAACGCAACGGAAGAAAAGAUUCCAGCACUUAGCAAAGUAAUUGAUGACGUGGAAGGCCCAUUGGCUCCUGAGGAUCCGGACAAGCCGGCUGCCGAUAAUGGAGCAGCGGAUGGGAGCGAGCCUCAGGAGGAGCAGGAGCUUGUUGGUUAUAUCGGAGCGGCUAAUGGCGCGUACAUCUUGGCGGACUAUGGGGAGGGAUGCGGACGCUUUCCGCGAGGCAUUGCCGAAGGCUCUGGAGAAUUUGCACGGCCAUUUCGCACAGUAUUCCAUGGGUUACGGGCGGCUGUUUGUGCUUUUUCAAAGGCACCACCCAGGGCUGGUGCUUGUGCUGCUGGGCUACAACCCGCUCCCAAGGCCCACGCCCAGACCCUCCUGGGCAGUGUAGCGGGGCCGCUCGCUGCAGCCACAGGCGUAACAAUCACGCCGUACUCCGCAUCCGCGCCGCAUGCGGCGGGGAAGUGGAAGGGCGGGUUGGCAGGGCGGAGCGGGAGAAGCUGAGUGCGGCGCUCGCGGCGCUGGCAGGGGGGCUGCGAGGCGUGGUGGGGUCGACCAUGGCGUGCAUGAAGAGAUACCCCGACGGACCGCAAGCCUAUCUUGUGAGCCCUGAUGGUGACUGCCCAUUCCUCUAGAUGACGACGACGAGGAGGAGGAGACGGAGGAGGAGAGGAAGGAGAGGAGGAAGAAGGAGCGGGCGCGGAGGAAGGAGGCGAGGGAGAGGAGGGAUCAGAUGAUGGCUGAGAGUGAGAAA